Messenger RNA from Macrosteles quadrilineatus (aster leafhopper), 2034 nucleotides. RefSeq lists its product as uncharacterized. The coding region runs from base 94 to 2034 and encodes 646 amino acids. The record is from RefSeq and is a predicted model, not a curated record. The transcript has 15 exons. Lineage: Eukaryota; Metazoa; Arthropoda; Insecta; Hemiptera; Cicadellidae.
CUACAUAAGAAAAAAAGGUCCAGAAUUUGUGAGGAUAAAAAAACCAUAAUCAAGGCCCAUUGGAGAUUUUACAAGGUUGAUGGAUUAUACACGAUGACUGACAGUGUAGAGAAGAGUAAGAAACUUGAAAUGCCGAAUGUAUGUACUGAAAAACAAGCAGAUAACGAUUUUAUCAACAACGUUUGCGAGCCCAAGUUUAACAAGAUGGGUUCAGCAGAUUAUGUUUUACGGCUGACUAUACAGUCCUACCUGCAAACCGGCGAUGUAAUACCAAAAUAUAGGGACGACGCCCUGUAUAACUACUAUUGCUAUUUUACAUUGUUAGGCAAGAAACAGAAAGAUUUUAAAAUCAAAGGGAAUGAAACUAUCAACGCGUGUAUGGUUAACAUUGACACAACGGCCGUCCCAAAUGAAGGGAAAAUGAUUUGGACAUGCAAAGUCAUAGAGAAAGGACCUUGUCCACCGACCGUGAUUGUGAAUGAUAAAACAUAUUUGGAUAACACAAAAUUUGUUGAAGGAAAAUAUGAAAUAUGUGCAAUUUGGGAGGUAGAAAAUGAACAAGUUGGUAGAAAAUGUGUAACAGUGGUGUGCAAAGAGAAAAAGAAGCCGGAACAUAAACCAGACUUGAUAAUCUCGUGCUUGGAGAACUGUUUGGUUACGCCAGACCCAAACGUGCCUGUAAGACUUAGGGUCAUUGACCGGAACACAGGCCAGCCUCCAAAGACAAACAUUACCUGGGAAAUAAGGGAUCCUGAUGGGAAAACUAUUUCUCUUGGAGAUGUCAUCAUUUCUGAAGGAGUUAAACCCUACGAAUUAAAAAUUAAUGUAACUAAACUGAAGAAGUGUGUGGCGUACACGGUGUAUGCACAAGAUGCUGCUAAGGACAAAAUAAUACCCUACAACAUUGAAUACUGCCCUAAUGAAAUCCCAACGGAAGGUAAUUGCACGAUGACUCCUAAGUCGGGAAUGAAAGGAUUUACAUUGUUUGAUAUCACAUGCUUUGGCUGGCAGUCGGAAGGACCGAUACUUUAUGAAUUUUUCGACAAAGGACAUGACGAUAUAGAACACUAUCAAGGUAGAAUGACUGGAUAUUCAUAUUCAGGUAUUUAUUCGCAAUUCAGGUUGACUCGAGGCAGGGUCGUAAUAUAUUUACUCAAUGAGGACGGAGACGGACCUUCUGUCACAAUCAAUGUUGAGUUGUAUGACUUUGACAGAAAUAUAACGCAUAUUGAAUACUUAAUGAACGAAAUUGAUGAUUACAUGGGCUACAAUAAUUAUCAACCUACGCAAGACCUUAUGUCCACUCUGGCUGAAAUACUGUAUAAAGACUUGAACAAUGAAUACUACAUUCGAAGAAUUAUAUCUUCAAUGGCCAGGAUUGAGUAUGAUUCAGCGGAGAGUAUGAAGCUUGGAAUUUCAACAAUACUCUCUGUUUUGGUCAACGGAACACUGAAAGGGACAUAUUUAUUGGACGACGUACUAGAAAUGUACACUGGGAGGAUAUUGUUGAAACUCGCCAAAGUUUAUCUGAAAUAUGCUGUAAAACCUGACCAUACACCUCGACUGCGGGCAAAACACGUUCACCAACUUUCCAGAAAUAUGAUGGAUUGUGUGGAUAUGGCCGUUAUUGCUCAAGAUAGAAACGUAACUAAACUUGCUCCCGAGGAAAACAUCAACUAUGAUGUGUACGACAAUCUAAAUGUUGCCUCCAAUGACAUGGCCGAGGCACUGAUGAUAUCCAUGUAUUUGGUGGGUCGAGUUCAGCCUUAUGGAGCGGUGGGGCGGCAGAUAAGGUCGACGGAAGGAGUUUCUGAAAUGUAUUCCUACGUCAACAAUGCAGAUGGCUUGGUAGAUGUGGCUGGUUCAAAUAUCACCUCCUAUGUUAACAUCUCAAAAAGUCUGGCCAAUACAUUCGAUGAAAACCACGACUUAAUGCUUCAGGGGUUGAUGUGUGCUCUGCAUUGCCGAUGGGUUUAUCAGUGGGUCGUGAGCGAAGCUCCAAGCUUAAGAGGUCGCCACCACCGAAAAACGUAA